Molecule: messenger RNA, 3199 nt
Organism: Belonocnema kinseyi
Lineage: Eukaryota; Metazoa; Arthropoda; Insecta; Hymenoptera; Cynipidae
Product: probable multidrug resistance-associated protein lethal(2)03659
Exons: 6
Coding region: 100-3165 (1021 amino acids)
Biological process (GO): transmembrane transport
Cellular component (GO): membrane
Molecular function (GO): ABC-type transporter activity; ATP binding; ATP hydrolysis activity
Source: RefSeq, a predicted model, not a curated record
UGGAAAUCAGUUACUCGCACAUCAGACCAUACUACUAAAUGCACCGAAGAGAGGCUUCGUCUAACAACCGAAAUUCUUAAUGGAAUACGGUUGAUAAAAAUGUCAGCUUGGGAAAAUCACUUUCAACAGCUUCUCGAAGCGACCAGAUUAAAAGAAAUUAGAAGUAUCAAGAAACAAAAUCUCCUACAGAAUCUUGCUCGCUCAUUCGGUACAUAUGUAACACACAUAGCUCUACUGCUGACAUUGGCAUCUUUCGCUGAAUUUCAAAAUGCUUCAGCAGCGGAUACUGUUUAUACAGUAAUUUCUUACUAUUUUAUAUUAGGAAAUGGAAUCACUGAACUGCUGGCAUAUGCUACUCAGCGAAUUGGCAAGGCCAUGACAUCAAUAAAACGAAUCGAAGAGUUCAUGCAAUUAGAAGACUUCUCAUACAAAGUCAAGCUGUCUAACGGCACUCGUGCGAAUUAUAGGAAAUUAAGUUUUAAUACAGUUGAAGAUUUAACUCGAGUCAGAGAAGAAUACACCGAUUCAGAUAUUGCUGUUUUAUUAGAAAAUGCGACAGCUAAGUGGGACGAAGGUGCAUAUGAUGAUACCCUAAAAAAAAUAUCUUUUUCUGCCAAACGUGGAGAUAUAACUGCAGUUCUAGGUCAAGUCGGUGCUGGCAAAACGAAUUUGUUCCAUGCAAUUCUUCAAGAACUGCCACUAAACUCAGGAAAACUGGAAGUUCGUGGUAAAGUUGUCUAUGUCAGCCAAGAACCUUGGAUUUUUUCAUCUAGUGUAAGGAAAAACAUUCUCUUUGGUCAGUCAAUGAACAAACAACGAUAUGAUAAGGUUGUCAGAGUUUGUCAACUGGACAAAGAUUUCAUCAGGUUCCCUCACAAGGAUCAGACAAUUAUAGGGCAAAAUGGUAUUAAUCUCAGUGGGGGUCAGCGAGCAAGGAUAAAUCUUGCUCGAGCUGUUUAUGCAGAAGCUGAUGUUUAUCUUCUCGAUGAUCCAUUAUCAGCUCUCGACGCUCAUGUUGGUAGAUCUUUUUUCGAAGAAUGUAUCUGUGAUUACUUAAAAGGAAAAACAAUCAUCUUAGUCACUCAUCAGCUUCAGUACCUGAACCGUGUUGAUCGUGUCUAUGUUCUAAGCCAAGGAACAGUCAAAUUUGAGGGAAGCCUCCAUGAACUUAGAAACUCAAGUCUGGAAUUUUUGUCUGUGCUUCAAGCUACGGAGGAAAUACAUGAUAGAAACGAGCAAGCUGCUAAUGAUGUGAAGUCUCUAAUGGGUGAAGUUCAAUCAACAGAUUUUACUUCUGAACUAGAAAGAAAAGACGUAGAAGAACAUACCACAAACAGAAAAAUAUCAAUUUGGGUUUACUGGUCCUACUUUAAGGAAGUUGGUAGCCUCUCUUUUGUAUUACUUGUGUUUGGCCUGAACCUUCUGCAUCAGAUCGCUGCCAGUGGAGGAAAUUAUUUUAUUUUGUACUGGGUUAAUGUAAAAAAUCCUAUGAAUAUUAGCACCGAUUUUAAUUAUAGUAAUGAUUUGAAAGGUGACUACAGGCUUUGGUACGUUUAUAUUUACAGUGGAAUUAUUGUAGCAAUAGUCAUCUCCGCUUAUAUGAAGUUCUUUGUCUUCUUCGAGAUGUGUCUGCAGUCUUCAAAAAAUUUGCAUGCAGCAAUGUUCAUUCAUAUCACCAGGGCAACGAUAUCCUUUUUUCAUACUAAUUCUUCAGAAAAGAUAAUUAAGAGGUUUUCCAAUGACAUUAUAGUAGUGGAUAGGAAUUUACCUCUUUGUAUGAACGGUGUACUGACAGUUUUUCUAUACCUCACAUCAACGAUUAUUAUGACAACUGUUAUGAGUUACUGGAUGUUGAUACCUACUAUCAUCACUGGAUAUGUAUUUUACUUGUUGAAUGCAAUUUACGCUAAGACAUGUAGAAGUGUUAAGCAUCUGGAAGGAAUGACUCGAUCACUAGUCUUCAGUCACCUAAGUGAUACACUCCAAGGCCUAGCAUCAGUGCGGGCUUUCAAAGCCCAGGAAUGCUUAGCAAAAGAAUUUGAUAACCAUCAAGAUGUCCACUCAGCAUCUUGGUUCCUCUUUAUUUCUGGUUCCAGAGCUUUAAGUUUCUGCUUGGACCUCAUCAGUUCAAUUUACAUGAGCAUUAUCAUUUUCUUAUUUAUUCUGAUGACCGGUGAAAAAGAAAUUGCAAAGGUAGGUCUCAUUAUAAUUCAAAGCCUUCGUCUAUCAACAAUACUUCAAUUAGGAAUUCCCCAAACCGCAGAAUUAGAAAACGAAAUGAACUCAGUUGAAAGAAUCCUGGGGUACACAAAAAUUCCACAAGAACCUCCCUUAGAAAGUGAACCGGAUUAUGAGCCACCACUAGAAUGGCCAACAGAGGGUUGUGUUGAAUAUAAGAAUGUAUGCUUAAGAUAUAAUAUUGGGGGUGAAUUGGCAAUAAAAAAUGUAAGUUUCAUUGUAAAGCCUAAGGAAAAAGCUGGUAUCGUAGGCAAAACUGGAGCUGGAAAGUCUUCAUUGAUAGCUGCACUUUUCAGGCUGGCAAAUAUAGAAGGAGAAAUUUAUAUAGAUGGGGUGCAAACUGGCAACUUGGGUUUGCAUAACUUAAGAUCAAAAAUCAGUAUUAUUCUUCGAGAGCCUCUUCUUUUUGCUGGAACACUUAGAGCAAAUCUGGAUCCUUUUGAGGAGUUCACUGACGAGUUUCUUUGGCAAGCUCUAUCAGAAGUAGAGCUGAAAGAUAUUGUUGCACAUUCUGGCCUCUAUGGGAACGUUACUGAUAGUGGAGCAAACUUCAGUGUUGGUCAAAGACAAUUGUUGUGCCUAGCAAGAGCUAUAGUCAGAAAUAAUAAAAUUUUGGUUCUGGAGGAAACAACUGACAAUGUGGAUUCGCAAACCGAUGAACUCAUUCAAAAAAUAAUUAGGAAAAGAUUUAAGGACGUCACUGUUUUCAUUAUUACUCAUAGACUUAAUACCAUUAUAGACUGCGAUAAAUUCAUUUGCAUGGAUGCAGGUCACAUGGUCGAAUAUGGGAAUCCGUUUUUGUUGCUGGCCAAAGGUCAAGGUUACUUAUACGAGUUGGUGCAACAAACUGGCUCUGAAAUCUCUGAUGUUCUUAUGAAAAUGGCAGAAAGUUCUUAUAAAAAUAAAAUGCUCAAUCACAAUAUGUAAAUAGUUUAUCUAGGUUAUUAGCAAAUAUGUAGCA